GCGAUGCCCCCGCCUCACAGGAUGAACACAAAGUCCCCCGGGCCCCAUCACCAUCUGCAGACUUCGAAAGCACGCGACGACGCAUGACGUUCGCCGUGCCCGAGGCCAUCUCCGAAAUUCUCCCCCGAACGCGUAUAUAGGGCGACUGGUCAGGUGCGGCGCUACACUUCCCUCCCUCAUUCCCUGUUCCGUCGUCAUGAGCGCCUUCACCAUCCUUGCCGGCGGCUACGAUUCGUCGAUCGCCGCGUACGCGUUCACGCCCGACAACGCGUCGCUUACGCUGGUGAACACGUACCCCUCGGGCCAGAAUCCCUCCUGGAUCAGCCUGAACCCGAGCAACACGAGCGUUCUUUAUGCGACGAACGAGAACACUGAAGGGGGACUGCAGUCCUUCAUCAUCGGCUCGGACUUUUCCCUGAGCGCGGCUGUCGAUACCGUCGCGUCUGGCGGCGAUGCGCCAGCCUACGCGACCUGGCUCAGCACCGGAGAGGUUGCUGUUAUGAACUAUAACAGCGGCGACGGGCGCAUCCUCCCCACCAGCAGUCCCGAGACCUUCACCGACGACGCACCUCUCCUCACCUUCCCCGUACUCAAGAACAUCUCGCAUCCGCAUAUGGUCUACGAGUACGAGGACGAGGUGUUGGUCACAGAUCUGGGCGGUGAUGUCAUCUGGCGUCUCAAGCAGCAGAGCGCCGGCAACUACGAGAUCCAGGGCCAAAUCGCGCAGCCAGACGGUAGCGGACCACGUCACAUCCAGAUCGUCGACGACUACCUCUAUACCCUCCACGAGCUUGCGUCCACCCUUACCGUGCAGCAGAUGCCCGCUGCGCCCAACGGCACCUCAGAUAUCAUCUCGGACGUUUCCAUCAUCCCCGACGACGCGCCGGAGGGCUCUGCGUGGGGUGCAGCAGAGAUCCUCAUCCCUGCCACUACGGACGCCUUCCCAACCCAGUACAUCUACGUCUCUAACCGCAACAUCGGCAACGUUACGGACCCGAGAGGCGACACCGUCGCUAUCUUCGAGCACGUCAACAAAGGCGAGGACGGCGAGGAGCUCAAGCUCAUCAACCAGUUCUACACUGGAAUCAGCCAAGUCCGCGGCAUGGAAUUCAGCCCAGACGGCGCAGAGUACCUGGUCGCAGCUGGUGUGGUUGGCGAGGCGGGCACGAUCGUCUUCCGCCGCACCGAGAACGGCACGAACUUUGAGAAGGUGGCUGCCAACCUGGAGAUCCCGACGCGGACGAGCUUCGUGUGGCUGCAGUAAGAUCAUACUAAAUACCCAAUGUAACACUCACUGGUCCAGUGCGGUCCCCGCAUUUGCCAUUCGUUAUACAAGAUCAGACGGAAAUGAUGAGUGUGGGAGCUACGAUGUAGACUUUGAACCUUUAUCUAGCAGCACAUCUCACUGGGCAAGUUAUCGAGCCACGGAUAUGCCUUGCUGGACCUUCCGAAAACAGAGCAAUGGGGAUCGA
Messenger RNA from Schizophyllum commune H4-8, 1472 nucleotides. RefSeq names its product putative isomerase YbhE. Gene Ontology annotation, molecular function: 6-phosphogluconolactonase activity; protein binding. The coding region runs from base 197 to 1264 and encodes 355 amino acids. The transcript is spliced from 5 exons. Lineage: Eukaryota; Fungi; Basidiomycota; Agaricomycetes; Agaricales; Schizophyllaceae. The record is from RefSeq and is a predicted model, not a curated record.